UGCAUAUAAAUAAAAACAAAAAUCACAUUGUGGUAAAAAAUGUCUCUCUAUAAAUACGCUCAAACUCAAGUGCAACGCCUUCAAACCAUCUCUUCACAUCUUACCCCUUCUUUCUCCACAAGUACGAAAUCUACCAUGGUCUCAGCAUCCACUCAACCCUCAUCAGCACGUCCCAUCAUAUCUUUCAUUGGCGGUGGUAACAUGGCCGAAGCUAUUCUCGGAGGAUUGCAAGCCAGUGGUCAUCCUGGUUCUCGUCUGAGGUAUUCCGAGCCGUUGGACGAACGUCGCAAGUAUAUGCAAACAAAGUAUCCCGAACUGGUGGGCAGUGCAGACAAUGAAGCCGUCGUGGAGGGAGCCGAUGUUGUCAUCCUAGCUGUCAAACCUCAAGUGCUGCGUAAUGUGAUCAGCAGUCUUGCUCCUUCCUUCCUCAAGAAUCCGUCCAUGUUGCUAAUCUCCAUUGCUGCCGGGAUCUCGACCAAAGAUAUGCUGCGAUGGCUCAACACAGAUCAAGCCGUUUCGAUUGUGCGAUGUAUGCCCAACACACCGGCUCUUGUGGGAGAAGGUGCCGUAGGAUUGUAUGCAACUCAAGCCGUCAGUCAGGAACAGCGAAGUACCACCGAAGCCAUUAUGCGUGCGGUGGCCAAACAGGUAUCGUGGGUGGAGUCGGAAGCAUCCAUUGACACUGUCACGGGUAUCAGUGGCAGCGGCCCUGCUUACUUCUUCUUGAUUAUGGAGGCAAUGCAAAACGCUGGUGUUGCAGCUGGUCUGACGCCGGAGGAUGCCAAAGCAUUGACGCUUCAGACAUGCUUGGGUGCGGCUCGUAUGGCUCAAACAUCUGAAGAUGAUCUCGCCACUCUCCGUCGUAAAGUGACUUCGCCCAAAGGUACCACAGAAGCGGCCAUCAAAUCGCUCGAAAGUAACGGCAUUCGCAAAACUAUGGAAGAAGCGGUUUUUGCCGCUGAGAAUCGUGCCCGUGAAUUGGCCGAAGAGUUGGGCCAAAACUAGACACAUCGAUUGUCUUGUUUUUCUUGUCUUCUCAUAUUUCUGUAUCCUCUCUUUCUCCCCUUAUUCUUCGCCAUCUCAUUUUACUUCAUGAUUUGUAUAUUUUUUAUUUGCUUCUUAUACUCCGAAAAUAUAAUAAUUCACGCAUAUCUUCGCAACAAGUAAUAAGGGGGGAAUCUGAUGAGGUUGAUGAACACAAACUUUUUACCUUAAAAAAUUCUGUGUCUUUAUUUGGUUACUGGCCAAACAUUAAAAAAAAAAAAACCUGAAAAAUGCUUUUGGCAUGAUCAACGUCA
Molecule: messenger RNA, 1298 nt
Organism: Radiomyces spectabilis
Lineage: Eukaryota; Fungi; Mucoromycota; Mucoromycetes; Mucorales; Radiomycetaceae
Product: pyrroline-5-carboxylate reductase dimerization-domain-containing protein
Exons: 2
Coding region: 40-1005 (321 amino acids)
Biological process (GO): L-proline biosynthetic process
Molecular function (GO): pyrroline-5-carboxylate reductase activity
Source: RefSeq, a predicted model, not a curated record